AUGAAAUUUCUAACCUUGUUUCUGGUCAGUUUAUUCUUUGCAUCUAGUUUCCAAUAUUCUACAGAUUAUUAUACAGAAUUAAGGAUCAGAGAUCAAAGAGCACUUGAUUUGACAGGUGCAUUAGUUGGAGUAGUUGAUCAAUUAAUUCAAACAGUGUCUGGUGCCUUGAACAAUUUACUUACAACCGUUGGAAAUUUGGUUUUAAAUGGAAUCACAAGUAUCGAAACUGCUAUUCAACAAGCUAUUGCGAAUUUUGUAUUUGAUCUUUUGAAAGCUAAGGAUGAAAUUGAAGAACUUAUAGGAGUAGGAAUCGUUGGAUGUUUUAGCGAAACUGAUGGAAAAUUUCAGGAUAUUAAAACUGAAACAAUUGAAGAAAUCACAGAGUGUUAUUACGAAGGAAAAGAUAUACUCACAUCAAUUAGUAAUGAUGUUGAAAAUUUUGGAUACGCCAAUCAACAGAUAAUUUCAAAUGUCAGAGCAACAAUAGAAGACUGCUUAAAAAAACCCUCAUUUGGAGAUAAGAUUACAUGUGCAGUGGAAGCAGCUGCUAUAAUACGUAAUUCAGUUGAAGCUUUGCUACAAAACAUUGACAAUACAGCAAAAUCUAUAACAUCUAAAAUUGAAGAUUCAAUCAAAGGAUCGUACGAAUGUAUUGAUAAUCAAAUUAAAGCAGGAGAGGAACAAAUUAGUGAUAUGUUGGAAGAAGUAAGAGAAUGUAUCGCACUUAAAUCUACAACUAUAGCCACAACGCCAGAUCAAACUACUACUCCUGAAGUUGGCACAACAACAGAUCCAGAACAAACUACUACUACUACUGAGGUUGCCACAACAACAGAUCCAGAACAAACUACUACUACUACUGAGGUUGCCACAACAACAGAUCCAGAACAAACUAUUACUACUACUGAGGUUGCCACAACAACAGAUCCAGAACAAACUACUACUACUACUACUGAGGUUGCCACAACAACAGAUCCAGAACAAACUACUACUACUACUGAGGUUGCCACAACAACAGAUAGAGAACAAACUACUCCUACUACUGAGGUUGCCACAACAACAGAUCCAGAACAAACUACUACUACUGAGGUUGCCACAACAACAGAUCCAGAACAAACUACUACUACUACUGAGGUUGCCACAACAACAGAUCCAGAACAAACUACUACUACUACUGAGGUUGCCACAACAACAGAUCCAGAACAAACUACUACUACUACUGAUUUUGAAUGA
Molecule: messenger RNA, 1233 nt
Organism: Chironomus riparius
Lineage: Eukaryota; Metazoa; Arthropoda; Insecta; Diptera; Chironomidae
Source: the annotation of a GenBank genome assembly